Messenger RNA from Lottia gigantea (owl limpet), 624 nucleotides. RefSeq lists its product as hypothetical. The record is from RefSeq and is a predicted model, not a curated record. Lineage: Eukaryota; Metazoa; Mollusca; Gastropoda; Lottiidae. The transcript is spliced from 6 exons. Bases 1 to 624 code for a protein of 207 amino acids.
AUGGAGGCAGUGAAGACAAUUAUGCUGAUGAUAAUCAGUGCAGGAGUUCAAGCUACAGCCCUUUUACAAGAUGAUCCAUGUAACAACUAUAAAAUGUUAUAUGAUGAUGGUGGCCGGAGUAUUAAAUGUGACCUGUAUUACUCUGAGUCCCAUGAUAGAUUUAUAGAUGAAGGAUGGAGAAGAGUCCAGCUACAGCCAACAGGAGAAGAUCUUAAUAUGCCUACUCAAUGUGUUCCUCAUGGAUAUUGUGGCUCUCACAGUAAUGUCUGGUUAAAUGGUAGCCAUCCUACAGUAGAAGAUGGUAAAGUUGAUAAAAUGGGGGGAUUAAGUACCCAUCCUACAGUAGAAGAUGGUAUAGUUGAUAGAAUAGGGUGUUUAAGUACCCAUCCUACAGUAGAAGAUGGUAUAGUUAAUAGAAUGGGAUGUCUAAGUAUGUUUUCAUCUUGUUGUAAAGCCAAGUAUCCGAUAAAGAUUAAAAAUUGUUCUGACUACAAUGUUUAUAAUUUAAAGAGAACUUUUGGUAGUGAUGAACGUUACUGUUUUGGAGAAGCUGUUUGUUUCUAUGCAGCCGUCGAGCGUAUCUUACACUUCUUUCAGAAGCUGCGAAAUACUAAUGAAGAUUAA